Molecule: messenger RNA, 10624 nt
Organism: Amoebophrya sp. A25
Lineage: Eukaryota; Dinophyceae; Syndiniales; Amoebophryaceae
Source: the annotation of a GenBank genome assembly
AGAGCAUAGGUCGUUGUACUUCAGGAGUAAAUACUCCACUGACUUUUAGAAAAAGGCGUUGUAUCUAUACUUAUGUAUUCUUAGUGUAGUGCUGUAGUACGACACUACCUAGAAUUCUUAUAUAUUUGCUGAAGUUGCCUUUGCCAGUUUUGUCAACUUUAGCGACGAGUACACCAAAUCGUCUGCCCUUCGAUCGAGCUUGCGACGCCUUCUGCUGUCUCCAGUCUCUUUUGACUUGGGUGAACCUACAACGUCCAUACUUCCUCGUUGUUGGGCACAAACGUGGCAUGACGAUCAUGAAGGCCAACAUUGCAGGCGCGCUUUGCGCCUCUCUCGGUCUGUUUUCCACACCCGCAGAUGGUAUUCGUAACCGCAUCCGCAUGCUCGAGCAGCAUGCUCAACUAGAGCAAACAAUGGAGUGCCUGAAGCAACAUCGCAACCGCCGCACCCCCGUCGGUGCGUACUACAAGCAGUGCGACUCUCUGAAUGGUCUGAUUACGCCCUAUUACGUUCCGGACAUGCCUGGUGCGCCGACCGUGGUGGCCUGUGUGCCGCAAAUGUGCGAAGAUAAGCUGGGUCGUUCGUCGGACAUCUUCACCGCAGCUGGUGGUGCCCGAUCGGGUGCUGUAGCGCCAUGCGCUCAGGGUGGCGUCGAGGAGACCUGCUGCACCGACAGAGCCGCAGAUCUCUGCGCGGCUGGACAGCUCUUAUGAAGCAAGCCAUUGCUAAACACAAGCAGCAAAUAAAUGUCAUCUAGUAGUUGAUGGUCUUUUCCUUCCUAUUGAUCCUUUACAAUUAGACUCCGAAUCAAGCUCAAGGAUGUAUGAUACAGCUACUUCCUUUUUCAUACCUACCCUGUCAGCUCGGAGAAGUGCACUCUUUGGGAGAGUAUGGAGAGCUCUCUACUCCGGCUGCCAAUGCAACGGACGCUGUGGAGAUCGCUGACGACUGUGGCAUUGACAAGCGAGGAAUCCAAAUUGACGGAAAAGGAACAGUUGCCGACUUCGAAAACGCGGUUAACAAAACCAUCGAGGCUGUGUACACUCCGCCUCAUCAGUGCGUCUGCCCGCACGGAACUGGCGCAGCCGGGUACGACUUCGUUGUAGUUAGUGGAAUGGUCGUGUGGAGUGCAGCCCCUUAUGGAUGAUGAAAGUUUGCUUUUAUUUCGCCUUCUCCACAUCAUCCGUACCGUAUGUAGCGUGACGUUGAGAGAGAAAGCAUUCAGCUUGGCAAAAUCCAAUGAUCUUUCCAAAUGUCAGGUAUGAUUGCCCUGAGGACGGCAUGCAGAAGUGCACCGCGUGCAACGAGACCGAAGGUUACUACCUGGAGCCUGCCAGUGCCAUCUGCCACCUGAAGAACUGCACGUGCGCCAACGGUAUCGGUUCCGCCGGGACCGAGUGUCCAGCUCACGCCCAGCCCAAGUGCGAUUCAUGCCAUGCCGGUUUUCAUAGCGACGACAACACCACCUGCGUGAAGAACAUUUGUUCCUGCGAAAACGGAGUGCCAGUCACCGGGGCAGACUGUGCGACGCACAUGAGCGCGCGUUGUGCCACAUGCGAGCGUGGUUACACCAUGCAGAUGGGGAAGUGUGUGCCCAACCAGUGCAAAUGCGAGGACCAGAACGGGAUGAUGGUCGGAAACGCGAGUGUCGGUCCUAGUUGCCCUGCGAUGGGCGAGAAUCACUGUGAUGCGUGCGCGGAUGGCCAUGCCAUGCUGUCGCCAGGCUCAUGCAGCCUGAAGCAAUGCCAAUGCGAGAAUGGUAGAAUUUAGAAUUCACAUAAAUUGAACCACGCAUUUAGGUGAGAGGAGAUCCAAGUAGCGAGAACAUCAGCAGCGCUGAGGUCUUCAGCCCAACCUUGAAGUUGAAAUGAGGUCCAUAGAUAAGUUUAGCAACUCUGUAAGGAUUCAACGUGAGCGUCCUCUCGUAAUCUAUCAUCAUUCUGCUGCAAUUCGAUGUCGAACAACGACUUACCAAAAAUUUAGGUAACGCAACUAGCGGAUCUGAGUGCCCAACGGAUGGCAUGGAAUUUUGCAGCGGUGCCAACGCAGGAUUUCAUCUUAGCUCUGCUUAUCCUCCACUGACUGAAGCCAACGAAUGCUACUGCGACAACGGUUCUCCUGCGAUGGGUGGCCUCAAUAUGUCCAGCAGCGGCCCGAUGUGCACCACACAUAGCGAGCACAAUUGUGACACCUGCGAGACUGGCUAUCGUUUGAAUCUCACGGAGUCCGGCAGCUACCGAUGUGUCGAAUUGCAGUGCACGUGCGAAUUCGGAUUGGCCUCGACGGGAACGUCUUGCCCGGAAGAAGGUGCUGAACACUGCGCGAAUUGCAACGAGGGCUACCACAAGGAGGGCGACACUUGCGCGCUCAAUGUGUGCGAAUGCACUAAUGGACAAGGCGCGACAGGCGGAAACUGCACUGAACACGGUACAAUGACCUCUACGCAGCUAGAGCUAAUAUCUUCAUCUUGUUUUUAUACAAGUUAGGUAAGUAUUCAUUAUGAUUGAUUAACAAUAAACUGUCGUUGAGCUUUGGUCUUAGGAUUGCUAUUUCUCAGCGACAAACCGAGAGUCACAUCUUCUUCUCGAUACACAUACACGUGUCUACUUCAACAGGAGGUCUUUCAUCUUUCGCUAUCCUCCAACAGGUUCGAUGAUGUGCGGUGAGUGCGCUGAUGGAUUUACCCUCAACCGUGGAACUGGAGUUUGUGAGUUGAAGAAGUGCACAUGCGAACAUGGCGAGGGCGCCACUGGAACAUCGUGCCCAGCAGAUGGCCAUGCCGCCUGUGCCACGUGCAGCACUGGAUUUCACUUGGGCGAUCCGAACUCUGCAGACCCCUACGGCUGCCCCGCCGGAUCCGAAGCCGUGCCGUUUGGCGGACAAUACUACGGCGUGGACAUCGGUGGUUGCGGUUUGACCGGAUGUGGUGCGCGAUACGAGCAAAAGACCUUCGACGAAUGUUUUGACGCGUGCGCUGCAAAUCAUCGCUGCAAGUCCUUCACCUUCGGUGAACCAGGCUGCGACAAGGACCACCCUGACGUCCCAGUGUGCACGCUCUACGACCACGCCACUCCAAACCGGCUGUGGCCCGGCGCGGACGGACAAUACCAUACCGUUCUUUGCAAAAUGAGUACUCCGCCUACUUUUUUUCUACUAGACUGAAGCGCCCGGUAGCACUCAUUCCACUAGAAUCCUCCACCCUCGGCACGCACUUCCCCCGCCAUUGCGUGGCCCCGCUUGCCCGGUCCCUUCCCUACGGAGUUGAUCGGUGGAACAGCGCAAGGGCCGGGCGCUUGGCGGCCUGCGGCUAUUGGAAAGGCAUGCCUGGAAAUUGUAGGCCUGGGAGCUCGCUGGUCUUCUGUUGGGUUUGGCAUCUUUGCGGAAGGCUGGGGCGUUUAUCUUUCAAACUUUUUUUAGCAGUAGCUUUAAAAUUCGCUUACCUCAAAGAAACUCAAAAACUUUGCACCCAUUUUUUUUACGGUUCGUCUUUCUUCGAUAAAGUCAAAAGCCUUGCCACUUUCGCGCUUUCGAGUUUGGGCCUUCAGUUUUUAACUUCAUCGCACACAGAGCGGACUCAGGCGUCAGGGUGGUGCGUUGUAGGUUUCAAGCUGAAGACUUGAAGCCGCAAGACACUGGGAGACCUUGCGCCCAGUUUUUUUUUGCAGUUACAGUCUAGGCGUCUGCAAUAAAGUCGGAAGCGUUGCCACUCUCGUGCUUUCAGAUUUGGGGCAUCGACUUAAAACCUUUCAAAAUCUUGAAGCCUUGGGCUUUAUCGUCAAAAAAUUACACUUAAGCGCCAGGGUGGCGCGUUGUAGGCUUCAGGCUGGCUGAAGACUUGAAGCCCCAAGGCCGUAGCCUUAGCCAUACUGGCGCAAGGUGGGGGUAGAAUGCUGGAAGCUGGUAAAGGUCUUCAAAUGUAACCGCAGACCAACAGGCUGCCACACCCACCGUGGCAAAGUCCGCAAAACCAGCAGAAGCUCUUGCCUAGGGCGUAACGUGCUGAAGGUAGGCGGUCGCUGCCACUGCCAAAGCCAGAGAAAGACACGCAAGGACAAGCAAACCACUGCGAAGAGGGAGAGGGCUGGAAGGUAGAGCGCCACUAGGUUCCAACUCAAUCCAUCGAGCACAGUCAUGCCGACGCUCUCCCGCGAAGGCGAACUGUGCUCGCGUAAGCGUAACUACUCUUACCUAAAGGAUCCAGGGCCAUCAAGAUGAUAGCCAGCGCUGGCUGGCUUUCUUUCGGGCUCUUUGGCUCGUUGUUCAAUUGGUCAAGUGCGCCGAUUGAUUCACACCAAGCCGCCAAGUCGGGAAGUGGAACACCUUCGAGCCAGAUGGCAAAAAUGUGGCGCGUUUUCUUGGGGGUUUUUCUGUAUUCUCUAUCUCUUCGGCCCGCUUUUCGUGGGGGCGGGGGCCUACCCAUGAAUCGCUGACAAUUUGGGGCCCCCGCGUGUCUUAAUUCGUGGAAACCCACGAGCCUCGGGCAAUUGGCACUCUCGUCAGCGCGUCGCUUGAGAGUGACGUGACGGCGUCCACCCAGCGCCCACGAAUUGCGGACAGUUGGGGCGCUGUGGCUGGCCGUCUUCGUGAAGAUGUUUGUUAGAAGCCGUGAGGUGUGGGGCGUCUGUCUGCGUCUGUUUUUCGUGGGGACCCGUGAAAAGCGGACCGCGCUGCGCGUUAUGCUUGCGGUCGUCUUUCUUAACGAAACGCUACCCGCGAGGCGUGGGGUAUCUGCUGGCGGUGUCGUCUCUAGUGAAGGGAGUGGCUUGGAUUGGCGUCCGCUUUUCGUGGGAGCCCGCGAGAAAGUGGACGUGGGUCGUGCUGUUCGUUAUGUUCGUGGGCGUCGUGGGGAAGGCGUUGCCCAUGAGGCGCGUUGGUGCUGUCAGCUCUAGCGGAAGGGAGCGCUUGGCUGAGGGUCCACUGUUCGCGGGAACCCACGAAAAGCGGACCGCGCUGCGCGUUAUGUUUGUGGCUGUCUUGAUGAAGAUGAUACCUGUGAGGCGUGGGGUGUCUGCUGGGGCUGGUGGCGUCGUCUCUACUGCGGGGAGCUGCUUGGUUGUGGUUCGGCGUCUGUUUUUCGUGGGAACCCGUGAAAAGUGGACGGCGCUGCGCGUUAUGCUUGUGGUCGUCUUGUGAUCGACGACAGGCGCAGACGAUCGACGACAGGCGAAGGGCCGCCUUUCGGUCGACGACAGGCGCAGACGAUCGACGACAGGCGAAGACGAUCGGCGACAGGCGAAGACGAUCGACGACAGGCGAAGACGGUCGACGACAGGCGGAGACGAUCGACGACAGGCGCAGACGAUCGACGACAGGCGCAGACGAUCGACGACAGGCGCAGACGAUCGACGACAGGCGCAGACGAUCGACGACAGGCGCAGACGAUCGACGGCAGGCGCAAACGAUCGACGGCAGGCGCAGACGAUCGACGACAGGCGCAGACGAUCGACGACAGGCGAAGACGAUCGACGACAGGCGAAGACGAUCGACGACAGGCGCAGGCGAUCGACGACAGGCGCAGACGAUCGGCGACAGGCGCAGACGAUCCACGGCAGGCGCAGACGAUCGACGACCGGCGCACUCUGUGGCCGUCGGUCUGUCUCGUCUGUGGUCGUCGGUCUGUCUCGUCUGUGGUCGUCUGUCGAUCCAUCUGUCUCGUCUGUGUGGUCGUCGGUCUGUCUCGUCUGUGGUGGUCGGUCUGUCUCGUCUGCGGUCGUCAAUCUGUCUCGUCUGUGGUCGUCGGUCUUCUGUCUCGUCUGUGGUCGUCGAUCUGUCUCGUCUGUGGUCGUCGGUCUGUCUCGUCUGUGGGUGUGGUCGUCGGUCCGUCUCGUCUGUGGUCGUCGAUCUGUGUGUCUCGCCUGUGGUCGUCGGUCUCCUUCGUCUGUGGUCGUCGAUCUGUCUCGUCUGUGGUCGUCGAUCUGUCUCGUCUGUGGUCGUCGAUCUGUCUGGUCUGUGGUCGUCGAUCUGUCUCGUCUGUGGUCGUCGAUCUGUCUCGUCUGUGGGUUCUGAUGUGUAUCGCAAGAAUCUGAGCCGUGCUCGUGGGAUUGUGAUCCCGCUCCCGGAUCCUCUUCUGUAGAGGAUGCUACAGUUUAACUCACUAUAAAUCUCGCUGUUGACGCGGCAAUGGAUUCACACACAAACCUUAACUUCUCACAGAGGAUGCCUCUUCGUUCGGAAUGACGACACGGCUUCCGGAACCGCAAGACUGCGAAUUCUAUGGCGGUAUGCCGACGUGUGAUAGCACCCUUUCCGGCUGCCCCGGCUUCCCCUACCAAGAGGGUGAUCGCAAAGUUUACCGAUGCUGUGCACAAGGCUGCACCGCUGGUCGCGGACUGCUCUUCAAGGAACAAAGUAUCUGUGGCCGUGGCGGUCAAAUAUACAGCUGCAGCCAGAAGAACGGUUGCUGCGCUGCUGACGUCAGUGAUGAUCGCAUUUGCGGAGUCGCCGGUGCAAAGGCCCCAUGCCUCAUCGACCCGCGUAACAACGCGGCUGCAGCGCCAGCUGGUGGCAUGACCAGAAGUGCGCCGGUUGCGGCACAAUCUUGCGUUGCUAACAAUAUGGCACACAGCUACAAGAUCAAGAUCGAAUUGGUGCUCGUGGAGGUCAUUGUCAUAUGUUGUAGGUAGAGUUAGCAAGUAACUACUCCUUUUUCUUAGAAUAGAGCAGCGUCUCUCUGUCGAAAAAGUGAAUCGCGUUUCUCAUUUUCGUUUCUGAUGUCCUUCACCUUUCCCCCGUGUCUAAGAAAGCGUGCAAAUGCGAGAACGGUCAGGCGGCAGUGGGCAUGGAGUGUCCUGCGGACGGCGAAGAGAAGUGCAGUAUGUGCAAUUCCGGAUUUGCGUUGAAUACCAACACGAGCCACUGCGACGCCACCACUAUGUGCGGACGCGAGGGAUGGGAGUGCUCUCAUGACGGCAUGGCCAUGAAGAUCUUUACUGAGAAGAAGAUGACGUUCAGCGAAGCGCAAGACUUCUGCAAACAACAGAGCUUCUUUUUCACUGGCGGCGACGCGCGCUUGGCACAGGGUACAACAAAAUACCAAGCGGAACAGAUCUCAAAGAUGGUCAAAACAUCUGGCAAAUCCGUUUGGGUCGACGCAGCCGACAAGGCUAUUGAAGGAAAUAUGGCCUACGAACAGCCGCAAAACACGAUGGAAUACACGAACUGGGCCAGGGGUACUAGAACUUGCAAGAGGAUGAAGAGGGCAUUGUCACCAGAUAGAUACAAGCACAAAAACAAGCCAUGAUUAUUGUUCUUCUUCACGCAAAAAUGAAUCGUCCACAAGCUCUGUCUCAUUGAUUGACUUUGACACUUCUAACGCGACCUUCCAUCAAAGAUUGAUUUCAAAGAAAUGGCAAUUACAAGAUGAGUUGCAAUCACCAAAAAAUCACAGGUCAACCGAACAACUGGGGCGGAAAGGAGGAUUGCCUCGUCAUGUGGAAAAAUGGUCACUGGAAUGACCAGAAGUGUAGUAGGAGCCGCAAAUUUGUGUGCUCUAAAGCCACCUGUGGUGAUGCCUCUUGGAGCUGCGUCGGAGAUUCGGUUUCGUACCGUGUUUUCGAUAGCAAGCAAAAUUGGGCCGAUGCCGCAAACGAGUGCGCAAAGAAGAGCGCCUCGCUCGCCAUCAUCAAGACCGCUGCGGAGAACGAGAUGGUGAAAUCCCUCAUCCGCUGGGCCUGGGGCGGCUACUGGAUCGGCGGCACGGAUCAGCGACAUGAAGGUGUGUGGGAGCUGGCACGCUACGCUUCUCCUUUCGCCAAAUGGGCACGUGGAGAACCCAACGACUGGAUGGGCAGCGAGGACUGCGUCGCUGUCUACGGACGCAACGGCAAGUGGAACGACUUCGGCUGUUCCAAGAAGAUUUCCCCAGUCUGCUCGGUUGUCGAUUAUUCGACAUUGCAGAACGAGUGCAAGUGCGACAACGGGGAGCCGGCUCGCGGCGUCGACUGCCCUGCCGAUGGAGCACCGAAAUGUGUCAGUUGCGGCAACGGCUUCAUGUUGGAGGGGAACAAGUGUGAGAAGGCCACCAUUUGCGGCAAGGACGGCUGGCGCUGCGCCGAGGAUGGAACCGCAUUCAAGCUGUUCCUGGAUGACAAACAACAAUGGAAGCAAGCACGCGAAGCCUGCAAGGGCACGCCCUUGUUCUACGAAGGCGGCAACCCUCACCUUGCGAAGCUGCUCUUGCCGGAACACGCGAAACUCGUGAAGACUAUGGUCCGCGAGGGGAAGAAGAACGUCUGGAUUGCAAGCAGCGACAAGUGGCAAGAGCGCAACUUCGCCUACACCGGACAUUAAGGCUUCUAGUAGAUCACUUUCCCAUGUGAACUAUUCUGAGUGACGUCCCAUUGUGAUUUAGGGAGAAAACCAAGGGGAAAGAAAACGACUCACUCAACCACGGAUAGUGAUACUCUGCUGCUAAGGACAGAAGAGGCCGGGACUGCCGUACAAAAAGUGGGGCAAGAGAGAACCGAACAACUGGGGGGGUCGUGAAGAUUGCACAACCAUGAAGUUAUGGGUCCCUGUGUAUGAUUUCGCAGAGAAUUAGAAUGAUCACUUACCACACCUAUUCUACAUUCUUCUACAUGUUGGCUCGUCAACACGAAGGAAAAAGUUUUUGAAAUCGUACUUGUUCUUCUUCUUCUUCUUCUUCUUCUUCUUCUUCUUCUUCUUCUUCUUCUUCUUCUUCUUCUUCCUCUGCUUCUGCUUCAGCUUCACGAAGUUGUAAGUAAUUUAGACGCUCAAGUUUUUCAUCCUCAGCUAUUGGUACUUAGAAGUGAAUCAUUUUCUUUUUGUUGCUCCUGCUCGUGCUCGUCAUUCUUUUUCUCUUUCUAAGCAUCGGCAAGAACGGUAAGUGGAACGAUUUGAGCUGCGGUGCCAAGCGUUGGUUCGUGUGCAGUCGCGAGAGCAAGGACCCGUCGACGCUCAGCUGUGGCAAGAACGGAUGGGUUUGCGUCAACGGAAAGAAGAAGGCCUUCAAACUAUACAAAAACAAGAAGUCAUGGAAGAAGGCCGCAGAGAAAUGCAACAAGGUGAAGGGGUCUCUCGCACGUAUCACCACAAGUUACGAGAACAGAAAGGUGGAGAAAAUGAUCGAUAAUGGAGGAAGGAACAAAGCGGCCUGGAUCGGACCAAACGAUCGCCACAAGGAAGGCAGAUUCAACCUUCUUAUGAGUCUCGAUUUUGAUUUCGAUACUUUUGAUCAACAGCCUAAAAUGAUCCACCCAAAAAAUCUUACGCUUGUUUCGAAAUAACGUUCGAAAGAGCAAUAUACUAGGCUCCUGGGGCUUCGCUCGAGGUUUCCGCUACCUCUCUAGACGUUUCCAGCCUGUCCGGUAGUCCUGUCCUGUACUCCUGUCCUAUUGUACUCCUGUCGUGUACUCCUAUGCUUUACUCCUGUCCUGUACUCCUGUCCAUCCUGUACUCCUGUCCAUCCUGUACUCCUGUCCAUCCUGUACUCCUGUCCAUCCUGUACUCCUGUCCAUCCUGUACUCCUGUCCAUCCUGUACUCCUGUCCAUCCUGUACUCCUGUCCAUCCUGUACUCCUGUCCAUCCUGUACUCUGUGUGUGUGUGUCUCUGUGUGCGUCUGCGCGUGCGCGUGUGUGUGCGUGUGUGCGUUGGCAGUGUGAGAGUGUCGGGCUGUGUGAGAGUGUCGGGCUGUGUAUAAAAAGUGUCUUUUUGUGUGUGUUUGUUGUCUUGGUGUGUUGUGUUAAUGGUUCUGGAAAAUUUUGGUCAAGAACAAGAAGAGUUACUAAGUAUAAUUAUUACCGCAAUUCCUAGUUUCAGGCCUAGGUGAAGACCUCCCGAUCAAGCUGUUGCGAAUCCAUCUAGAUGAGAACCAUAAUGGACGAGAUAGUCAUUUACGAUGAUGCCACCCUUCUUUCAUAUCAGCGAAGAAGCAGGCCACCACCUUGCGCUGGGACAAGGGCGAGCCGAACAACUGGGGGUGGGGUUCAGGCGAGGACUGCGCAGUCCUGAAGACGAAUGGAAAGCUGAAUGACGGCAAGUGCACUUGGAAGCGUGGUUACGUCUGUGAAGCCACUGAUUUCACGGCCCUUGGGAACUAACUUGGUCCUUCUCAUGCUUUCCUGGUCGGAAUCAAGGCCAGUUCUUGUAAGAGGCCAGUUGUUGAAGUCGAUGCUGUAAGGGAAAGUAGGUAAGUCAUAGAGUCAACGUCCUACGCAUAUUGUGCUUGUGCAUGACCAUGAUGAUGAAGAUUGAGAUGAUACACAGAGUUCAUACUAAGUAUGGUUUUCGCACAAGAAACAGAAACUAAGUCGAGAAAAACAUCGACAUCCUAGCUAUGUUGUAUAUCAUUUUAAGGUCUCAACGGUUGCACAGAUGAUGUAUGUUAGCAGCAGGAAGCGAGCUGCAAACAGGAAUAACACAUUUUGUAGUUGUUGAAAAAUGUUUCAUAAAAAAUGUGGUCAGUAAGUUAGCUCGUCAACAUGGAAUAAGCAUAUUUAUAACACAUAGAAGGUCUCCUUUUCUUUUCCGAUUCCGGUUCGUGCCUUCAAGGUUUGACCAGGAGCAAUGAAAGAACACGUUUUCAUUGAUGCCCAUUUUUUUUUCCCGUAACCUCAUGUAUACCAGCAAUCUGAAGAUUAAGAUUAUACAGUGAAGUUCUACUAC